AUUAAUCAAACAAUACUACUAUAUCCACUAAAGAUGUUUAGAUCUAAUAAUUCAAACAUUUAUGGAUAAGUACACAUAUUGCUAGAUUUUAUAAUGUUUUAAAAUACUAUUUAUAAUUUUAUCCCAUCCUUUAAUCAUCCCAGAAGUCGACUUUUCUCACCAUUUCCUCUAUAAAAAGCGCCAGAAACUGUUAAAGGAUUACAAGUCAAAAAGAAACAAUUCUUCCUAUUAGAGAAAGAGAAGAAGCAAAGCCCCAGAAGAAAUAAAAAUUGCAGAAAUGGAGGACAUGCCAGAAUCUUCCCUUGUAGGAGAAGUUGAGGUAGAAGUUGAGAUCAAAGCACCGGCAGAAAAGUUCUACGAGAUGUACACCGGAAAAGCACACCAUGUCGCCGAAGCCACUCCUCAAAACGUGCAGGCAUGUGAUCUGCACGACGGAGAUUGGGGCACACUUGACAGUGUCAUCGUCUGGAACUAUGUUCAUGAUGGGCAGGAAAAGGUGGCUAAAGAGAGGAUUGAAUUAGUGGAGCCGGAAAAGAAACUGGUUAAGUUCAGGGUCAUAGAGGGAGACCUAAUGGACGACUUCAAGAGUUUAUUGAUCACGAUCCAGGUGAGUCCUGAGCAAGGAGGGCUUGGAAGUGUUGUGAAGUUGCAUUUUGAUUAUGAGAAGAUCCAUGAGAACGUGGUUCACCCUGAGACUCUGCUUCCAUUUUUCGUUCAGAUGAUCAAAGAGAUCGACCAACACCUUAUGUCCGAGGAAUAGAGGACCUUUUUUCGUAUAUUUUAUGUGUGUGUGUGUUUCCAUGCUUGUCUCAGUAUUGUGCUCUAUCUGUAGUGUAAUACUUUUUUAUAAUUUGAACAUUAUAUAUAUGUUGUACUAUUGAUAUUAAUAAAAUUGUAUUGGGAUAACGUAGUUUAGUGGUUUUUCCUAGUAUUA
Molecule: messenger RNA, 934 nt
Organism: Brassica rapa (field mustard)
Lineage: Eukaryota; Viridiplantae; Streptophyta; Magnoliopsida; Brassicales; Brassicaceae
Product: MLP-like protein 34
Biological process (GO): defense response
Source: RefSeq, a predicted model, not a curated record